This is a messenger RNA of Ambispora gerdemannii, 2223 nucleotides long. NCBI's taxonomy places the organism in Eukaryota, Fungi, Glomeromycota, Glomeromycetes, Archaeosporales, Ambisporaceae. The record is from the annotation of a GenBank genome assembly.
AUGCCGACUGAAAAACCUUUUCACCACAGGGCUUCGCCAGCUCUGAAACAAACCAAUAAACCUUUCAAGUCAAAGCACGCGACAAAAAAUGCUCUUAAGGAUAAGAGUAAAGGCAAAGUGAAGCGCGUCUCAAUCAAAAACCAAGUAAAAGCACUUCCCACAAAAGCAGACCGACGCAAUACUGCAAAACAACAACAACAGAAACGAAGGGAGGCAUUAUUCAAAGCGAAUAGAUUUUUUGAUGGGUUGUUUGGAGCCCCGAAAAUUGUUGCCGUAAUUCCUUUAUGUCCCGAUGUUAAAUCUUACAAUGCAGUUGUACAUAUCUUUGGAAGUAUCAAUCAAACGGCACCGUCCCAUACAAAAGGAGUCGUUAUAUUAAAUGCUGAAAGAUUCAAACAAAAAGUACAAUUUAUUUUACUGGAACGUAAUUUCAUUGAUAUAUUAGAUGCAUGCAAAGUAGCAGAUUUUAUUGUAUUUGUAAUGUCUGCUGAGGUGGAAGUUGAUAACUUUGGUGAACAAUGUGUAAAAGCAAUUCAAGCGCAAGGUGUACCGACUGUUAUUGCUGCAGUUAUGCAUCUUGAGCUUCAAUCACCAAAAAAGCGUAAUGAUGUAAAAAAAUCACUUUUGAGCUUUUUAAAUUAUUUUUUUCCAGACGAGGAAAAAAUUCACUCUCUUGAUGUCUCUCAGGAAGCUCUUAAUGUACUGAGAACAAUCUGUACACAGCUUCCAAAAAACGUACAUUGGCGAGAUACCCAUCCAUACAUGCUAGCAGAUGAUGUUGGCUUUGAUGCUAAUUCUGAAGAUGAGAAUUUUGGAACUCUUCGAGUUACUGGAUAUGCGCGAGGAAAUCCUUUUUCAGCAAAUCGAUUAGUCCAUUUACAAAACUUUGGAGACUAUCAGUUGAUACAGGUUACUUCAUCCCCUGUAUCUAGUGAAAAGGCUAAUAAUGAAAUGGCAAUGGAUAUCAAAGUUUUAGACGUUCCAGUACCAGAUUUACAAGAAACAUUGGUGGCAGAGAAUGAACCUGAUUUCAUGUCAAAUGACCAAACAUGGCCAACUCGUGAAGAAUUAGAUGAGGUUCGAACGACAUCUAUGAAUUCUGAAGAUAUCCCUGACGCGAUACCUGGAACUACUCCUAAAAGAGUAUUGAAACGAGUUCCAAGAGGAACAUCAUCUUAUCAAGCGGCGCUUCGAGAAUAUAUGGAAAAGCUUUCAAAACAGCAGCGUGAUGAUUUGGAGUUUCCCGAUGAAGUAGACACGCCAAUCGAUAUGCCAGCACGAACUCGUUUCCAACGAUAUCGCGGACUACAAAGUUUUCACAAAUCCCCAUGGGACCCUUACGAAAAUUUGCCAGUUGACUACUCGCGAAUUUUCGAAUUUUCGAAUUACAAAAGAGCAAAGAAUCGUGUAUUAAGAGAAGCGAGCACUGAGGUUGUCAAAACGGGACAAAGAAUUACCUUGCAUGUUGCUAAUGUAUCAAAAGCUAUAUUGGAAAUAUUUAAUUCUUCUAGACCAUUUGUUGUAUUUGGUCUUCUCCGAUAUGAGCAUAAAAUGUCUGUUUUAAAUUUCAUUGUCACUAGAAAUAGUGAAUUUGAAGAACCGGUUAAGUCAAAGGAUCCUCUUAUACUUCACUGUGGUUUUCGGCGUUAUAUAGUUCGACCUUUAUACUCGGAAAAUACUCAAGGUGGCAAGAGAACUAACAAUGUGCAUAAAUUUGAGAGAUUCUUUAAUUUAGGACGUACGUGUAUGGCAACAAUAUAUGGACCUAUUCAGAUGGGAAAUUUGCCUGUUAUGCUUUACAAAGAUACAGGAGAUGUUAAUGCUCCUAUAUUAGUUGCAACUGGCACUUUUACUAAUGUUGAACCGAAGCGUAUUAUCGCCAAACGUAUCUGUCUUACCGGAUAUCCUUUUAAAGUUCACAAGAAAUCUGCAGUUAUCCGUUAUAUGUUCUUUAAUUCUGAUGAUGUGUCAUGGUUCAAACCUAUACAAUUAACAACAAAAUAUGGUCGCACCGGGCAUAUACGCGAAUCACUCGGAACUCAUGGGUACAUGAAAUGCGUGUUUGAUGCCCCAAUUGGACAACAAGAUACUAUAAUGAUGAAUCUCUAUAAGCGUGUGUUUCCUAAAUGGAAUUCAACGAUUCUGUGGCGGGGUGGACUUGAAGGGAAAGUUGAAGAGAAUAAUGUGCAGGUGAUCACCAAAGAAAUGGAUACUCAACAAUAA